CUACUCUGAGUGACUAUGGACAACCUAUCAGCUGUCGGCCCUGGUAUUAUACAGUCAGCUUAUGAGAGACCACCGGUUUUUUGAGACGCGACGACUGAAUUCAAACCAGGGGUCAAUUUCCUGACUAUGGCACAGCCACUUUUAACAUCGCCUUCAUCAUACUCGUCCUCAUGCUUUUGAUCUUUCUGGGGCUGAUAUUCUGGGACAUCGGCCGCAAAUGCCAUACCGGUGAGUUCCAUGAGAGCAUGCGAGAUUUAGGCAACAACCUCUGGGCUAUGAUCCGAGCACUCACUUGUCAUCUCAUCACGACCCCCCUUGCCAUCAUCCGCAUACCAAAGAGCACAUAUCAUUGACUCGCCAUGAGAUCGCAGCAGCGCAUGGUGGGAAGGGCAAAUAAGG
Truncatella angustata is the source of this 399-nucleotide messenger RNA. RefSeq lists its product as uncharacterized. NCBI's taxonomy places the organism in Eukaryota, Fungi, Ascomycota, Sordariomycetes, Amphisphaeriales, Sporocadaceae. The transcript has a single exon. Bases 171 to 353 code for a protein of 60 amino acids. The record is from RefSeq and is a predicted model, not a curated record.